AUGCUGGCACAGGCUGACCGUCAUAACCCUAAUCUGCUCUUUGCGAACUUCAACCAAGACUUCACAUGUAUUUCCGUGGGCACGAAGAAGGGCUACAGCAUUACGAAUUGCGAUCCAUUUGGGAGGGUAUAUACCAUGAACGAUGGCGCCAGAGGCAUUGUUGAGAUGCUGUUCUGCACAUCGCUAAUAGCGCUGGUGGGGGCUGCUGACCAGCCCUCGUCAAGUCCGCGAAAACUCCAGAUAGUCAACACGAAGCGCCAAUCCAUGAUCUGUGAACUCCUCUUCCCCUCGUCCAUCCUCGCAGUCAAACUGAACCGCAAGACGCUUGUUAUUGUGCUCGAGUCCGAAAUAUACAUUUACGAUAUCUCGAAUAUGCGCCUCCUGCACGUCAUCGAGACCACGCCCAACCCGGAAGCAAUAUGCGCCCUCUCCCCCUCCGCAGACAAUUCAUACCUCGCCUACCCCUCUCCCGUCCCUUCGCCAACUACCAUGUCCACGCAAGUACCUUCCGCGCCCUCGGUACAGUCCGGCGACGUCCUCCUGUUCAACACGCGCUCACUAACUGUCGCCAACGUCAUCCAAGCGCACAAGUCGCCCAUUUCCUUCCUCUCCAUCAACUCAAACGGCACCCUGCUAGCGACCGCGUCCGACAAGGGCACCGUGAUCCGUGUCUGGAGCAUCCCCGGCGCGGAGAAGCUCUACCAGUUCCGCCGCGGAACUCGCGAGGCCCGGAUAUACUCGAUAAAUUUCAAUAUUGUAUCGACGCUGCUGGCGGUUAGCUCGGCGCACGAUACGGUGCAUAUCUUCAAGCUGGGGCCUCAUAGAUCGAGUGGAUCGAAACAGGCGAUGGAUGGUGGGUACGAGGCGUAUAUCGACAGCCAGAAGAAGGGUGGUGUUUCUCUGCGCCGUAAAUCCCUGCAAAUGGGAAAGAGCCUCUCGACUUCCGUCGGAGGCUAUCUGCCCAACACUUUGACGGAGAUGUGGGAACCAUCGAGAGAUUUCGCGUUCCUACGGCUACCCACGAGCGGCGUAAGGUCCAUAGUUGCAUUGAGCGGUACGAUGCCUCAGGUCAUGGUCAUCUCUUCCGAUGGCUACUUCUAUUCCUACAGUAUCGACCUAGAGAACGGAGGGGAAUGUUCGCUGUUGAAGCAAUACAGGUGCGAGAAUUUUGAAUCGUAG
Gloeophyllum trabeum ATCC 11539 is the source of this 1179-nucleotide messenger RNA. RefSeq names its product WD40 repeat-like protein. The transcript is spliced from 8 exons. The record is from RefSeq and is a predicted model, not a curated record. Gene Ontology annotation, biological process: nucleophagy; autophagy of mitochondrion; protein lipidation. Bases 1 to 1179 code for a protein of 392 amino acids. Gene Ontology annotation, cellular component: phagophore assembly site membrane; fungal-type vacuole membrane; extrinsic component of membrane. NCBI's taxonomy places the organism in Eukaryota, Fungi, Basidiomycota, Agaricomycetes, Gloeophyllales, Gloeophyllaceae. Gene Ontology annotation, molecular function: protein binding; phosphatidylinositol-3-phosphate binding; phosphatidylinositol-3,5-bisphosphate binding.